CUUGCCCCGCCUUGAAUGGCUUCAACUUCUUGAUCCUCAAUCAUUGAGAGCUCUUCUCAAAAAUCACAUGUUUAAUCGAUUCAUCGAACCGCCAUCAACAGCUACAGCUCUCACCAGACACAUAGUGUGCCAGAGACACCAUGGCACCCGACCCUCUUGGCCCCCCGGCCGUACUAGAGGCCAUGGCAAACGCCCUGCCGACCCAUGAGAAAGACGACACGACGUCCGACAUGAGCAGCUCCCUCGACUGCGUUGCUCUUUUCGUUCAUGCUUGCAUGAUCAAUCUCGGCUUCAGACUGCUCGGCUUCAACGAGGAUAAGAAAAUUGAGGCAGAAUGUGCCCGCAUCGCGCCCCGUUUGCCACCUCAAUGGAACAGGUCUAUAGGCUCGCACAGCUUCAUCUACGCCCACAACCAGUCCUCGAUGCAAUUCGUAAUACACAUUGACCGUAUGGGCGCCAAGACCGAAGUGCGCGGUCUGGCCAGGGGUGAUGAGCGCAUCGCCCGCUUCGACAUCACCACCCGCGACUACAUCUCCUCCUCCUCCCUGCCCCUGCGCAUUAGUCUGAACCAAGUGGGCGUCGAGGACAGGAGCGACCUACCCCAAAAAUUCAAGACCCUGUUCAUCUCGGAGGAGCGCAUCAAGGACCUCUCCACCCUCUUAAAGAUUUCCGUCAUUCAACGCCUCCUGCCCUCUCUGCAAAAAGAAGGGUACACGGAAUCCCCGUCAACCUCCACCCCGCAUCGUCGCACCCCACCACCCCAACACAACGAACCCCCGCCUACCGGAAUCCCGGCCCACCUCCCCCCACCGGCGGCUCCCCGGCCUUACCCGGCUCCGGACCCGCUCGCCGCACCCCCGCGCCAUCCAAUCCCCGCUGCGGACUUUACACCGCCGGAUUUUGAAGAUGAAUAUGAAGUUAAUCGUCCACCGCGCGGUCCUAUCCCCGUUCCCGGUGGACUCGGCGGCUUCGGCGGCCUAGGACGAGACGACCUCUACCCGGCGGGCUUAGGUCCACACGAUCCCAUCCGGGGUUCAUUUACCGGCGGUGCUGGCGCCGGCGGGAUUGGGCCGGGCGGACUACGUCGGCCUGGUGAUGGUGAACCAGGAGGUUUAGGAAAUGGUGGAGGAGGGAUGCAUCCCACGUUUGACGACCCUCUGUUUCGGGGGCCGAGGCCCGGAGGAGACGGAGAUGAGACGUUUGGUGGGCAGGUGCCGCCUGGGGCGAGGUGGGAUCCGCUUGGGCCUGGGGGCCAGCCAAGGUUUGGCGGCGGCCGCGGGAGGGAAGGGGGAGGGUUUGGUGGGUUUGGUGGGUUUGGCGGAGGGGAUAUCAUCUAGUUUGUUGGCGCAUUUGGGCAUGUGGCGGCCGGAUGAGAGGCAGGAACAAGCAGGAUGUGGCGGAUGAUUAGUGGGAUGCUGCAUUUGAUGCGUUGACGGGUAUGGGAAGAUUAAGGAAGGACAAGCACAGAUUGUGGGCUGAUGAUGAGGAUGGGGAUGCUUUGCCGUCCGACUGUAAAAAUAACUGUUUCCUCAUGAUAACGAAAAAAUGACAAUAUGGAAGGCGAGUUACGUCGAG
This is a messenger RNA of Parathielavia appendiculata, 1575 nucleotides long. RefSeq lists its product as uncharacterized. Lineage: Eukaryota; Fungi; Ascomycota; Sordariomycetes; Sordariales; Chaetomiaceae. The transcript has 3 exons. The record is from RefSeq and is a predicted model, not a curated record. Gene Ontology annotation, molecular function: proteasome binding; endopeptidase inhibitor activity. Bases 141 to 1337 code for a protein of 398 amino acids. Gene Ontology annotation, biological process: proteasome-mediated ubiquitin-dependent protein catabolic process.